This is a messenger RNA of Syngnathus acus (greater pipefish), 1712 nucleotides long. RefSeq names its product RNA-binding region (RNP1, RRM) containing 3 (gene rnpc3). Gene Ontology annotation, cellular component: U12-type spliceosomal complex. Lineage: Eukaryota; Metazoa; Chordata; Actinopteri; Syngnathiformes; Syngnathidae. The record is from RefSeq and is a predicted model, not a curated record. Gene Ontology annotation, biological process: mRNA splicing, via spliceosome. Gene Ontology annotation, molecular function: pre-mRNA intronic binding; U12 snRNA binding; protein binding. The transcript is spliced from 16 exons. Bases 98 to 1624 code for a protein of 508 amino acids.
UGUGCUACUUACUACUUACCGUUCACGCGUUUUGUGUCAGAAGAAGGAGAGACCGGAACGACUGAGGCCAGCGAGGCUUACAAUCAUCUCAUGAAAAAUGGACUUUUCUGAGGACUCAACUGCGGAGCAUGGAAGCAAGACACUGUUAGUCCGCCAUUUACCGGCCGAGCUGAGCCAGGAUGAGAAAGAGGACCUGCUCAAAUAUUUUGGAGCGCAGUCUGUUAGAGCUUUCUCCAACUUUGGUAGUAUGAAACACACAGCAUUUGCAACUUUUCCCAGUGAAAAGGCUGCAGAAAAGGCUCUUGCCCGGCUCCAUCAGCUCGAGAUUCUCAAUCGAAAACUUAUUGUGGAGUUUGCAAAAGGCCAAGAUAACCUGACAGUAUUAAAGGAUCCACCUGUGUCAGACAGCACUAAAAAGCGAGCGCAGAACAAACCAGAUGCAAAGCAGCCUAAUGUUCCUCUCAUAGAGACGGGCAUUGCUCCAAAUCUUGGGUUGAAAUACCAACUAAAUCCAUCUUUGAAGUAUUUGUACCCGCCCCCUUCUAGUAGCGUUCUGACAAAUAUAACACACGCCCUUUUGUGUGUGCCCAAGUUUUAUGUUCAAGUUCUGCAUUUGAUGAACAAAAUGAAUUUACCCUGUCCGUUUGGACCGGUCACUCCCAGACCCCCAUUGUUUGGGCAACUUCCGACCGCCCCACCCAUCCCCAUGCCUCCCCCGUUUCCUCCUGAUCUCCCGCCUUUCCCAGAUGAGGAGAUGAUGUCAGCUGAUGAAGAAUCUGAGUAUGAAAGUGGAGAUGAUGAAGACAAAGAGAGGAUCGCUCGUCUGAUGGGUCUGGUCAACCAAGCAUGCAAGAGACCCUUAAGACCAAAAACAUCUUUGAAGAGGAGGAAGCCCAAGAUCAAGGAUCUCCUCUAUGUGCCCAAAGUAGACUCUCAGAGCACUCCAGCCAUGCAGCCGUCAGACGUGUUUGAGCAGCCCAACCCCGCCGGACCCAAAAAAAUCGAAUUCCACAUCUCGGUUUCGGAGGUGGCGGCCAAGGUGGACGGAAGUAGGACGCAGUGUGACGAAGUCCCCGUUUGUCCUUCCGAAAUGGAUGUGACUGAAGUUACCCUCAACAACAAAACGGAGGCUGCGGAAGGAUUUGGUAAGAUCUACCCCAACCUCCAGCCGUCCCAGGAAUGUGAAGAACGCAGUGAUGAAGAGGAGGAUCUCCCCUCGGAUGUCAUCUCAAUAAAAGAGCUGGAAAAAGGACGUCUCUCAAAAGACGAGAUAAAAAGGAUGUCAGUGUUUAAGAAUUACGAGCCCGGCGAGCCGACUUGCAGACUGUACGUGAAGAAUAUCGCAAAACAAGUGGAAGAGAAAGACCUCAAGUACAUCUACGGGAGAUACAUUAAUCCCUCCUCAGAAACUGAAAGAAACAUGUUCGACGUGGUGUUAAUGAAAGAGGGCCGGAUGAAAGGGCAGGCCUUUGUCGGACUUUCCAAUGAGCAGAGCGCCGAAAAAGCCCUGCGGGAAACCAACGGUUUUAUUCUCUUCGACAAACCCCUCGUGGUGCAAUUUGCUCGAUCAGCCAGGCCAAAACAAGACAAUAACGACACCAAGAAAAGACCAAAACAACGAUAACAUUAUAGUCAAGAUGCCAAGGCUUGAAUUUGUGGGCCAGCAGAACCAUUUGUAUCCUUAUUUGAACAUAUCCUUUGGAGAAAGAAAG